ACCAACGUGUCGAGAACACAAAGCAAAGAAUAAGUCGAGAGUGACCUAACACAAAGUGUCAGUGAACCAGUGAUGAGUGAGUUCCUCAACAUUACAUCAGUCAACGAAGAGUCGAGUGUUGUAGAGACGACAAGCAACGAUGAGUACGACCGACUCCUGGCAGACCUGGUGGUUUGGACCAUAAGCAUGAUCAUUGUGUCUUGUACUUGUUCGGUGUGUUUCUGUAUCUGCGUCAGUAUCCACGAGUCCAGCGAGCGGCAACCAAGAGUGCUGGAGGUCCGUAGAUCAGAAACUCAAGCUCAAGUCGAAUCAGGAUACAACUCUGAAUCUCUCCCCAGCUACACAGUGGUGGCAGGACUACCAACCUACGAGGAGGCCAUUGAACGACUUAGACAAGAAUGGCCAACCUUUCCAAAGAGGUUGUUAGUUAUUCGGUGA
Macrosteles quadrilineatus (aster leafhopper) is the source of this 438-nucleotide messenger RNA. Its product is annotated as protein commissureless 2 homolog. The coding region runs from base 73 to 438 and encodes 121 amino acids. Gene Ontology annotation, biological process: axon guidance. Lineage: Eukaryota; Metazoa; Arthropoda; Insecta; Hemiptera; Cicadellidae. The record is from RefSeq and is a predicted model, not a curated record. The transcript has 2 exons.